This is a messenger RNA of Toxotes jaculatrix (banded archerfish), 2334 nucleotides long. It is a transcript of the gene triqk, whose product is annotated as triple QxxK/R motif containing. NCBI's taxonomy places the organism in Eukaryota, Metazoa, Chordata, Actinopteri, Toxotidae. Gene Ontology annotation, cellular component: endoplasmic reticulum membrane. Bases 180 to 434 code for a protein of 84 amino acids. The transcript is spliced from 4 exons. The record is from RefSeq and is a predicted model, not a curated record.
UGGAAAGAAGUGGUGUGUUGGCAUUCUGGAGACGUUUGGACCAAAGUGCAAUAAAAAAAAAGCGUCCCGUCUGUCGUCGUGUGUGUCCACAGACAGCAGUCAGGCGCUUCGUAAUGCAGAAACACCUCUACUAAGCGACAUAUUCUCUCGAAAAACAACGACAGUGCUGCGGAGGGAAAAUGGGGAAGAAGGAUGCCAGUGCGACCAGAUUACCAGUUGAUCAGUACCGAAAACAGAUUGGUAAGCAGGACUACAAGAAGACAAAGUCAGUCUUAAAGGCCACACGGCUGAAAGCUGAAGCAAAGAAGAAUUCCUCUGGAUUCAGGGAUGCAUUCCUUGUCAUUGCAGCGAUCCUGUUCUUUGUACUCUGCAUCUACGCCUUCUUCUACCUCAACCUGAGCACUGAGAUUAACCUGGAUGUGGAUGUAGAUUAAUAUGGGGGUAGACGGGUUGCGGACAGCUUUCUUGUUUCUUGUUUACAGUCACAAGACUAUGUCCAAAUUGUGUUCAGUUUGUGACCAGUGGACACAGUUUCUCAGUCUUUUUCACACACUUUGUUGUGUGUUCUUCUUCAGGAGAAAUGUUGCAGUACAUUAAACAGUUAAAGUUUCAGGCCAUUUUUGAGACUUGACAAUUUUUUUUCCUGUCCCUUUAUUUUCUGCUUGGAAAUAUGCAAUGAAACUGUAAUCACUAUUGUACUGACAUUAAUUAUACUAUGGUUUUACAUCUAUAAAUGUUUCCAUUCCCUGAAAAAGUCAGAUCACUUGCUUCGUGGCACUUGUAAAAUCUGCUGCUGCAAAAUCCACAAUCAGCAAAGAAAAUGAGCCUUUUACACAUCUUCCGAACUACAGUCGAGACCAGGCUCUGUUAAUCAUAUUCUGCGGAGUCACGUCCCACUGUUUUCUCCACUAAUAGAAAAAUGUAAAUCUCCCGCUGAACCUCUCGUCACAUCAAGACAAACACUUGCCUCACAUUCCAGUGCACAAACCUCUCCUCACGGAUAUCUGGAGAUCACAAAGUGUGAGAUUAGAAUCCACAAAGCCCUUGUCCUGAUUGAACAUGUGUGCAGAAUACAGAACAACACAUUGUACCUGCCGCACAUACAUGCAGCACUUAGACAGACAUCCACAGGAUUAGCAUUACAAAUACGACGCUGUUCUUUCAUUUGAAUGGAAAUUACAGACAUGAACGAUGACUGAAUAGAGGUGAGCCUACGUGUUCCUCAUAAGGAACACCUUGGUGAUUUUCUUCUUGUCAAAUGUAUGUAUUGUUGUCCCCUUAAAGAUGUGAUGUGUCUCUGUAGGAACGAAUAUGAAGGUUUGUAUAUGCUAUUUUUCUACCACCUCUUUACUCUUUGUGCACUAGGCCUGCAAGAUGCAAGGACUGACCUUCUAUUAACCAUUUGAAGUGCUUCCACUGAGAGAUUCUUUAUUAGCAAAGUAAGGGUUUUUUCUUAUUGAGUCCACUUGCUCCUUUUUUUGUUGGAAAUUGUACAUUUUUUCAUCUUAUUACACAUUUUCUACUCUACAUAUUUUUCUCAGCAUGCAUGAACUCUAACUAGCAAUAGCAGUAGUGUUGUGUUUUGGAAAUGACUCUUUUAUGUCCCCGUAAUGCAUAACAGGCCAGUACCAAAUACACAAGUGGCCUUGUGACUUCUCUCUUUUCUAACAUGUUUUUUUUCCCACUAUUUAAAAAAAAAAAAAAAAAAAGUCUUAGGUCUAUGCCCGAUUGUGUUCCGUGGCUCAUAGGAUUCUCGAAAUGUGAGACAGAUUCUGAGCUUUUAGUUUCUGCCUUUUCUCUUCUUUUCUCCCAUGACCCUCCGACCUCUAGUAAAAGACUACAUGUCAAAGAAACCAUUAUGAUAAGCAUGCACCCAUACCCUCACCCAGUGGCUUUUAUCAGGCCUUGGUACAUCCAGACCCCCCUCACAUGUGUAACAAUAGACAGCCCAGCCUAAUAGACCUUCAUACAUGACACCUGUUAUCUGAAAGGUCACCAUUACCAAAUACAAGAGCUCUGACAUCAGCACAGUGGAAAGGACCUGGCAGCACAGCCUAUUUGUUCAGACCCAUGUUUGGCAAGAUGAGAUGCAAGCAAUUUUUCCCAGUAGUGUAAUGGUUAGUUCUGUUUUUGAAUUGGUUUGUAUGGUAAACAUUUAACAAUUUGCUUUGUCAUUAUGAUUAUUUUACUGGAUACAGUGUGAUAUGUCAUUAAUAAUUUUUCUCUGUUCCUCUUGUUAAAUUGCUUUUAAAAUAAAAAUCAUGUUCCCUUUAUAAGGAAAUCUAAACAAUGUAUAAUGUUAAAAAAAGAAAUUAAAGGACCUUUUCAUUUUGA